Messenger RNA from Porites evermanni, 342 nucleotides. The record is from the annotation of a GenBank genome assembly. NCBI's taxonomy places the organism in Eukaryota, Metazoa, Cnidaria, Anthozoa, Scleractinia, Poritidae.
AUGGAAAGCGGGGCCAUUUCUGAUGCUCGAAUAAGUGCAUCUUCGCAUCGCAGGAGGAGCGGGCGACGUGACUAUUCUGCAAAAAAGGCAAGGCUAAAUUCAAGACAUUGGUGGAGGAAUGCAGGAUGCUGGGCAGCGGCUACAAGGGAUCUUCACCAGUGGCUUCAAGUGGACCUUGGUGGUUACACCAAAGUAACACGUGUCGCGACUCAGGGAAGUGGAUGCGGACUCUUAGGAGCCGGGGUGACAAAGUUUAAGAUCCGGUAUAGCUCUGACGGAGUCAUAUGGCAAUUUUACAAGGAGCCUGGUAAUUCGAAUGCAACGGUACGAUGGGCUUGCUAA